Messenger RNA from Linum tenue, 96 nucleotides. The record is from the annotation of a GenBank genome assembly. Lineage: Eukaryota; Viridiplantae; Streptophyta; Magnoliopsida; Malpighiales; Linaceae.
AUGGUUCAGUUGUUUUAUCUCAGAAGAGUACUGCUGCAGGUGGAGUGCUUAGGGGGUGUGAUGGGAGAUUCAUCAAGGCAUUUGCUGCCAAUCUAG